This is a messenger RNA of Cucurbita pepo subsp. pepo (vegetable marrow), 1191 nucleotides long. RefSeq lists its product as uncharacterized. NCBI's taxonomy places the organism in Eukaryota, Viridiplantae, Streptophyta, Magnoliopsida, Cucurbitales, Cucurbitaceae. The record is from RefSeq and is a predicted model, not a curated record.
CCUGAAUUGCCUUUGUAAUUAUUAUAUGUUCUUCCAUUCUCUACUUGCAUUUCAACCUUUCUUCUUCAUAGCAUCCAUGACACCAAGAUCACCGUUGAGACAGCUUCUGCAAGAGCAACAGGAGCCUUUCGAGUUGGAGGAGUACCUUUUCGAGAGAGACUAUUCGAGAAAGAGCUUUAGUAGGGGCAGUGGCAGUGGCUUUGCUUGCAGCAGUGGAAAAUUUGACAAUAUUAUGAAGUUUGGAAAGGGAUUUGUAGAGAUAAAUAAGGUGCUGAGGAAUACCUGUAAGAAGCUUGUUUCCAUCAAUAGGAAGCAGCAAACUAAGGAUUUGGGAAAAAGUGGAUGGAUUCUUAGUGUUGGCUGCAAGAGAGUUGCAGAAUCAGAGAACUUUUUGUCUCCCUGCAGCUCCCGGAAGAAGUCCAGUUCAUUUUCUAGAAAAGAUAACAAAAAGACAUCCUCUUCGAAGAGAAGACAUCAUGCUACUUCAUCAACUUCAAACACUUUUGAAGCUCCAGAGCCCUGCAACUUACAAAUACUUAAGGGUGCGGCAGGAAAAAAGGUCGUGUCUAGAAGCAUGAAAUCAAGACAUGAAAACAGGGAAGCAGGGUCUGAUUCGAUAAUCCCAGCAAGACUAAACAAUAAUCAAUUACGGAAUGGCAUUCCUCUACAGAAGAAAGUUCCAGAUGACUCCAUUCUCUCGGCCACUCUUUCGGAAUUACUUCUUUACUCCGCAGCAAUGGAGAAACCGAGUGGUAUUGAGACUGCAGAACUGCAGGAACUUGUAACAUCCAACACUACAUCUCAGCUCCUGAUAUUCAAAAGGGUAAUUCAUCAAACAAAGCAGCUUCUUUUUUACUGUGUGGGGGAGGUGGUGGAGGCCCAUUCCAAGCAUGGCAGGCACAUAGAUUCUGAAGAAGCUAGGAGGCUCAUCCAUGAGAAGGAAACCACUGGGAAAAAAGCAAACUUAUCAAAUUCACUGAACUCAGAUUACUUGCUCUCAGCAGCAGAAUGGUGGGAUUUGAAGCCGCAGAAGCAGCUUAUAGGAGCAGAGAUUGGAGCACUCAUUCUAGAGGAGAUUAUUAAUGAGGUUGUUACUGAACUAAUAGAUAAUCAGUGAUCAACAUUCUCCUGGCUUCAAUUAUACUAAGAUUCCAAUACAAGUAUUUGCAGAAAAAUGCACAUUGUUAAGUA